Molecule: messenger RNA, 1023 nt
Organism: Haliotis rufescens (red abalone)
Lineage: Eukaryota; Metazoa; Mollusca; Gastropoda; Lepetellida; Haliotidae
Product: C-type lectin domain family 7 member A-like
Exons: 7
Coding region: 86-961 (291 amino acids)
Molecular function (GO): signaling receptor activity
Source: RefSeq, a predicted model, not a curated record
CAGGUUAUGUUACGAUUAUCUCUACAGAACUAUUUAUAACCUUAUCUGUAAGACUGACAUUCAAACCAGACAACUCUCUAGCAACAUGUUGCCACGUUAUUUCAUCUGCCUCUGGGUGAUAUAUGUGUCGUGUGGAUGGGCAGUUUCAGAGGAGAAUAACAGAUCGAAUCUGCGAUGCUACUCCUGUCUGGAUGCCCAAGAUCCGAUGUCUUGCAAUGCCUAUGAAAUAUGUGGUGCAGGGGAGGAAUGCUUCACUCGAAAAUUCACAGAUCACCUUGGGAGGGCUGCAUUCCGACUUGGCUGUGAGUCCAAAAUGCUUUGUAAUCUCUACAAGAGCGCACUCACUAUUGUGGGUAAACGUUCCAUCGAGGAUGACAGUCAAGACAACUGCUUCGACUGUUGUGACGCUGACAGUUGUAACGUCAACAUGUGUGGUGGUAACGCAACACAACAGCAGACAACUCCCCCGAAUAUAACUGUGACUUUGACCGAGACAACUCCAGCAUCCACGACUGCUGAAACGACCACACCACCACCACCCAAGUGUCCCAACACCUAUCUGACCGGCCCCGGAUCCUGCUACCUGCUCGUGAACUCCUCGCAUACGUGGCAUGAGGGGGAUGUGCUGUGUAAACAGAUGGGGGACCAACUCAUGUCCAUCAACGACAAAACAGAGGACGACUUCAUCUCCAACUACCUCAGCAAUCUCGCAGGUUCUUCACAGCCAGAUGGGUACUGGGUGGGCGGUUUCUUCGACAAGAGCACGUCACAGUGGGAGUGGCAGGAUGGUACACAUAUGACGUACGUCAGAUGGGGUCCUUACCAACCAGUGUCCUUCGUCAACUACCACGUGAACCUCAUCAACCAACGUGUCUCUCUGCUGUAUAACAACUGGCAGUGGUCUACUAACGUCGAGUAUGCUAGCAACAGAUGGCUCAUUUGUGAACGUUCGUUCAAUUAAAGUGGACGUCAAGCGUUGCUCCCUAAGUUGGAUCCGUUUGAAUAAAUUAAUAUGAGAAACAA